This is a messenger RNA of Plasmodium cynomolgi strain B, 2022 nucleotides long. RefSeq names its product YL1 nuclear protein. Bases 1 to 2022 code for a protein of 673 amino acids. The record is from RefSeq and is a predicted model, not a curated record. Gene Ontology annotation, cellular component: nucleus. The transcript has 2 exons. Lineage: Eukaryota; Apicomplexa; Aconoidasida; Haemosporida; Plasmodiidae. Gene Ontology annotation, biological process: regulation of DNA-templated transcription; chromatin remodeling. Gene Ontology annotation, molecular function: ATP-dependent H2AZ histone chaperone activity.
AUGAGGACGAAAAAAUCCGGUGGAAGUAAGAGAAGAAAAAAAGAGCAAGAUGUAGGAGGCGAGUCGGACGAAAGCUUCAUCGACAGUGUGGAGGAGGAGGAGCUGGCAGAAGCAGAAGGUGAAGAAGACGUGGUAGACGCGGAAGAGGAAGAAGACGGUGAAGAGGGGGACGAGGAUGACGUGGAAGACGGAGAAGAAGACGAAGAAAAAGAAGAGGGCGAAGAGGAGGAAGAAAACGAAGAGGAGGAAGAAGACGAAGAAGAUGAAGAGAACGAAGAGGAGGAAGAGGACGAAGACUACGAACUGAAAAAUUACGGCAUAGCACUUGAAAUGCCUAAGCGAAAGAACAGAGGAAAAAACCUGAAAAAACUCAUUGGGGAAGACUUAGAAAAAGAUGAAAAAUUCUGGAAUGAUAGCAUUUGGGAGGAAGAAGAAGUAGAUGAGGAGUACGUAAAUUCGGAAGGGGAAGAAGAAUACAUAGAUGUAACUGAUUCCGAUUUUGACGAUGAUGAGGAUGAGGUGGAUGAUGAUGACGAAGAAGAAGCUGAGAGAAAUGAAAGGGAACUAGAUGAUGAAGAGGUAAAACGGAAAAAGAAAAAAAUGUUUUCCUAUUUAGAAAAAUUAAAAAAACAAACGCAUAAUCGUGCAUUAAGGCAUAAGCUAAUGAAGAAGGCGAAGCAUUACGGGAGCAAAGUGCUUGGUGGGAAAUAUGGGGCUCCUCUCCACGGUGUGGAACACAAAUCAGGAAAGAAAAAAAAGGGAGAGGGUCAGGAAGAAGCGGCAGAGGCGCUAAAAAUGGAAGGGUUGGUGAAGAAACAAAAAAAAGUUGACAGCUCCUGUAUGGUGUUGAAUAGAUCCACUAGAGACACAACAAGACAGAAAACGGAGCAAAUACAAAAGCUCUCCGAAUUGAGAAGAAUUAAAAAGGAAAAUCGUUUUAAAAAAAUUUACGAAAAUAAAAAAAAACAAAAAAGUAUGCAAAGAGAAAUGACAAGGGAGGAACGAUUAGAAGAAGCAAAAAUAACCGAGCAGUACAAUUUGCAAUCCCUGUUACAGUUACAAGCCUGGGAAGAAGAGAAAAAAAAAUAUAUUGAAAAUAAGAGAACUAUUUAUCAUAGACCGAAAAAUGAUAAAACAUUUCCAUCGAGCGAAAAUUUGAAAUAUGAACUCGAUUCAUAUUAUGUGCAAGACCCAGCACAAAUGGCCAAUGGCACUCUAACUGGAAGUUUCCUAAACCCCCCCUAUAGUAAUACAAGCAUGGCGCAAAAUUGCGUAAACUACGACAAUGGUGUUGUAGAAAGUAAUAGGGAUGUGGACCAAGUUGAUUCAGCAUUCCGAGUAGGAGGCGCAAUUGUUAAGGAUGAAAAUAGCGCGCUCAAUGGGGAAGAAGUGCCUGAUGAUGUGAGCGAUGGGAACAUAAAAAGAAAAAAAAGUGAAAAUGAUCAGGUGUCAAAAGAAAGCGAAAACGAUGGUGAUGCGGAUAGCAAAACAAAAAUGGAGAAGUCAAAACCUAUGCAACCGAUCCAGUUGCACAAUUUGGAAAACCUGGAUAAUCUGGAUCAGUGCGAAGAUUUACACAUAGAAUAUUUAAACGAAAAUGAUGAAAUAAAUUUUGGAACGCACACAAAGGAUAAUAGCAAAACGGUAGAUGAUAAUGUUACAAGGGUAAUAAAAAAGAGAAAACAAAUUAAAACGGACAGGGAGGAGAGACAAAUAUAUAUUGUCACCGAUUCGAACGAGCUAAAUGUGUACAGCAAUUAUAACAAUUGUAAGGAAUAUCUGGAAGGAGUGAGAAAUAAAAAUAACCUAUGUGCAAUCACCAAUUUGGAGGGCAAAUAUUUUGACCCCCUAACAAAAAAAUAUUAUAAUAAUGCAGAAGCGUUUAAAUUGCUACGAUUUUAUCAUCACCAAAAGACGUAUGACAAUAUCAACGAGCAGAUAUCAAUGAUGGUUGAACUUUUUACGAAAAAGUUAACAGAAAUAGAGGAAAAUACAAAAAAUGGCGUGUUUGAUAAUGUUUAG